Molecule: messenger RNA, 1380 nt
Organism: Paraglomus brasilianum
Lineage: Eukaryota; Fungi; Glomeromycota; Glomeromycetes; Paraglomerales; Paraglomeraceae
Source: the annotation of a GenBank genome assembly
AUGUCCAGAGUCUGCAGAGAUUUGCUAUGUUUGCUGAAUAACGAAAAGAAUUGUGACGUCCUUCUCUGCGUGGGUGAGGAAGGACAUACAAAAGAGUUCAAAGCACAUUCGCUCAUUCUAUGUGCACGUUCGACUUACUUUGCUGCAGCUUUCGGUGAAGAAUGGGUAAAGAAAGAAGAUAACAAGUAUAUUCUCAACAAACCAAAUGUAACUCCUGCCACUAUGGAUCUCAUUCUAAGAUAUUUGUACGGUGGCGUGGUUGAUCUUGCCUCUCAACGUGCAUCAGUUGUUUUUGAUAUAUUGAUGGCUACAGACGAGUUGGAAUUAUUGGAGCUAUUGAAUGAUGUGCAGCAGUACAUUAUAGAGAAGAAGGAUGAAUUCUUGAGCGAUAAUCUGGUCAAAAUUCUUAGGAAAAUCUGGCUUCACAAAGCUUUUAUUCCUUUACGUAAUAUUUGCAUCGACAUCAUCUGUAAACAGCCCAGUAUUCUGUUUGAUUGUGAUGAGUUUUGUGAAAUACCAGAAUCCAUCUUAAUGCACUUUCUUCAAAGAGAUGACUUGGACUUACCGGAAGUAUUCAUCUGGUGCAGGCUGCUAGAGUGGGGCAUAGCACAAAAUGAUGAGUUAACUCCGACGAGCAAUAUUAGCAGCUGGACGAAGGAAAAUUUUGUAACCCUAGAAAAGACAUUGCAUCAAUGUCUUUGUCAUAUUAGAUAUCAUAAUUUUCAACCACAAGAAUUUCAUGAUAUCGUCAUGCCGUACAAAAAAUUGAUCCCUAAAGAUAUUAAAAACGAUAUCAUUCAGUAUUAUAUAGACCCAGAAACGAGUACGUCUCAAUGGAAGCCUCGAACAGGCACGAAAUAUCACAGUAUGAAAAUCGACUCUGUUAUCAUAGAAAGAACAAUGCUUGACCUAAUUUCCUUGUGGAUCGACACAAGUAAAUAUUUUGCGCAUAAGACAUUUCGAUACGAAUUAUUACUUCGAGGUACAAGGGAUGGCUUUGAUAAUGCCACAUUCCAUAAUCUCUGUGACUAUAAGGGGCCAACGCUGAUUGUCUGUAAGCCUAGCUCGAGUAACGCAAUCAUCGGAGGUUACAAUCCUUUGGAUUGGAUCUUCAACAAAGGAACAUACGGAAACACCAACAGAAGUUUUUUGUUUCAUAUCAAAGAUAUUAAUGACCUCAAUUCCGCACAGAUUGCUCGUAUCAUAAACAGCGCAUACGCCGUGUAUUAUCAUACUUCAUAUGGUCCAUGUUUUGGCGGAACAUCAGACUUAUCUGCAAACGGUACUAAUUGGUCAUCAAGCUCUGGUUAUUAUCCCAAUAUAGGGAUACCUAGAAAUUUCACUAUCCAAGAAUAUGAAGUUUUUAAAGUGAUUAGCUAA